AUAAAGUAUAUGUGUUAAUGAUGGCGUUUAAAAUAUUAGCAUUGUUACCAUUAAUUCUGGGACAAUGUUUUGCCGCAAAUAUAUUAGCGGUACUUUUCUUUCCCGGUGUAAGUCAUUUUCAAAUGUUUAAGCCUGUUUUGAAGGAACUGGCCCGAAGAGGACAUAGUGUUGAUGUGUAUAGUUCGUUUCCGUCGGAUGAGAAAAUUAAAGGAUAUACCGAUAUCGUACUCGAAAGCAGUGCCCCAAAGUUAACAAAUAAUGUCACAUUCCAAUAUUUAAAAAACCUUCAAGGUACCAUGUCAAUUAUCAACUUAUCAACUACCUUUGGAGCUAAAGCAUGUGAUGCCGUCUUCAAAUCAACACAAAUGCAGUAUCUCAAAAACUCUACCAAAAACUACGAUUUAGUUAUCACUCAACUAUUUAGCACUGAAUGUUUGUUGGGAUGGGGUUGGCAUUUUGGUGCACCCAACGUUGUUAUGACGUCCAGUGUUAAUUUACCAUGGAGUGCUUAUAUGUUUGGAAAUCCAGAUAAUCCUUCGUACAUACCAACUUAUUUGGCUAAAAGUGGAGUUGUGAUGAAUCUCUAUGAAAGAAUUGUGAAUACUUGGGAUCUGGUAAUGUCAAAAUUAAUUUAUUGGUGGUACAGUUCCUUGCCUUCAAAUCAAGUGGCCAAAGAAUUUUUCGGCCAAGAUAUGCCAGAUUUAGAUAUUUUAGCUCGAAAUAUCAGUUUACAACUAAUCAACACCCAUUUCAGCAUUCUGGGUGCCAUACCUUUGGUGCCCAAUAUAGUUGAAGUGGCUGGAUUGCACAUUCAACAACCCAAACCUGUAGACAAAUACUUUGAUGGAGUUUUAACUACUGAUAAAAAAGGCAUUAUAUAUUUUAAUACUGGAACUCUGAUAAAAUCAGAAACAUUCCCAAUCCAGACCACGCAAGCUAUAUUUGAUGCAUUUGCCCAGUUGCCUUAUAAAGUAAUUUGGAAAGCUACCAAGGAGAAUUUUCCAAAUGGUUUAAGUUUUCCGGAAAAUAUUCAUUUUGAAAAAUGGCUCCCACAACAAAACAUUUUGUGUGAUCCAAGAGUGAAACUAUUUGUCUCACACGGUGGUAUGUUUGGCACACAAGAAACCGUGUACUGUGGCGUUCCAAUACUGGGAAUACCCUAUUUUGCCGAUCAAUUUUUGAACAUCAAUCAAGCAGAGGCUGCUGGUUUUGCCAAAAUGCUGGAUUUCGAUAAUAUUUCAAAGGAAACUGUAUUAGAGGCGGCAAAGGAAUUAUUAGAUAAUCCAAAGUACCUUCAAAAAUCAAAAGAAAUCUCACACCAGUUUAAAGAUAGACCUUCAUCUGCCAUGGACACUGCCAUUUAUUGGAUAGAAUACGUAAUCAGACACAAAGGGGCACCUCAACUGCAAAGUCCCGCUAAAAAUCUGACAUGGUACCAGUAUUAUCUUCUGGAUGUAUUUAUUGUUGCAGUUGGAAUACCUUCAAUUUUAAUUAGUUUAUUUGUAAAAUUAAUUAGUAAAAUAGUUGGUUCUAAUGGUUCUAGAAGACAUAGAAAUAAGAAGGUUAAAACGAAAUAAGAACAUUUAAGGAGUUGUGAAUAAAAAAGAGCUUUUUUAAAUAAAUC
Molecule: messenger RNA, 1624 nt
Organism: Ceutorhynchus assimilis (cabbage seed weevil)
Lineage: Eukaryota; Metazoa; Arthropoda; Insecta; Coleoptera; Curculionidae
Source: the annotation of a GenBank genome assembly